Aphanomyces invadans is the source of this 1764-nucleotide messenger RNA. RefSeq lists its product as hypothetical. The transcript has a single exon. Gene Ontology annotation, cellular component: extracellular matrix. Lineage: Eukaryota; Oomycota; Saprolegniomycetes; Saprolegniales; Verrucalvaceae. Gene Ontology annotation, molecular function: protein binding. The record is from RefSeq and is a predicted model, not a curated record. The coding region runs from base 1 to 1764 and encodes 587 amino acids.
AUGCUGCGAGGCACCAACAUCGUUGCGUCUGCAGUCAUGUAUUCGAUCGUCGCCGUGAUGCAUAUCGUGCCACUCGUCCGGUCGUUCUGGGCCACGUACUGCCACCGAUCGACACGUGUCGUUGUCGACGGCCCCCACUUGCAAAACAAAACCAACCAUUCGUUCUCGAUCAAACGCCUACUCGCGUGGCUAGUUCCAGCCCGGUUCAAGCUCCCGUCCAACGUGAAAACGGGCUUAAGCCAUUUGGUCGAACUCGGCGCCGAGUCGUGGAUGGCGUAUCAAAUGGCGGCGCACCUCGUCCACACAAACGUCGCGUUCAUGUACAGCAUGAUCUUGACGGCAAACUGCGUCUUUACGACGUGGGUGCUGUUUGUCAAGGGCUCGGGGUUGAAAAAGACGCUUGUGGACCUCAUGGACUCGAGCAUCUCGUUCACGUUGUCCGCUGGGAUUCCCCUCGUGCUGGUGGUCACCCCACUCCUCGUGUACUUGACGCAAGGCUACAGCGCCCACAACUUUACGUGGCGUGCCGAAAUGCUCACGUCCACUCGUUUUUUCAUCGCGUCAACGCCGUGGCAGCUUGCCAUGAACGUUGCGCCGAGCGUAGCUAACUACAUUACGCUCCAAGGGAUCUUGAAGCGCCUGAAUAAACGCUGGCGCCGCGCAUCGGUCAAGACCAUGAUCUCGGUUGUGGUUACUCAUGGAAGCUUCCGCGUACUCCAACAACGCAACGUCCGAAGCACUGUGAAAGCCAUGGUGGUCCUUGGCAAAGAUAGCUUUACAACCCAGCAUGCCAACUUCAAGUGGCUCAAGGGGAUGCUGGUGCUGUGCAUUGUUUGGGGAGUGACCGUCGCGACGGUGGCCAUUGCGUCCCAACUUACAAGACGGCCGUGCCCGACUGGCUGCGUUGCCCAGUCCGCACCGUGGUUUACUCAGUCGUGCAAUUGCAUUUACUUUCGCCUGAAUUGCAACUCGCCGCGUGACUUGCCGGUGCAAAAUCCCCUUGACGGGGUGCAUGUCACCGAGCUCGGCGCCAACCUGAUGCUUCUUCACUUGAUUCGAUGUCCCGUGGAAGAGGGAGUCCCGAACCUUGCACCGUUUGAAUUCUUACAGGGAAUCUUGGUCGAGUUCUCGAGCAUGCGAUCGUGGGAAGGAGUGCUUCCCCCUUCACUGUCGACCGUGCAAGUUCGAUACAGCGACUUGACACAUGUGCCGGCAGCGCUUCGAUCACCCGGACCGAAUUUAAUCGAACUCGGGCUCGUGGGGGCCCCGUUGGGCGAUAUCUCCCCGACCGUCGUCGACUCAUGGGGCAGCGUCAUGUCUCUGGCGCUCACGGCCACAAAUUUGUCCAGCAUUCCUCCGGGGCUCUUGCGCCUCCAGGUGCUGCAAACCGUCGCCCUUGAUUCCAACCGCAUUGCUGUCGUGCCCGACGACGAAGUCGCGGCUGUGCCUCAACUCGUGUCGCUAGUGCUCGAUUCAAAUCGUAUUUCGACGUUUCCCACGAAGUUGAUGACUGCAAACCCACAACUUCAUCUGUCGUUGAGCAAUAAUCCCAUUCGCGCCGUUCCUUCCGACCUUACGUCCCAGUCGACGAUGUCCAUGGACUUGGCCGGCAGCCCCUACUGCCUCGAAAACCCCCGCGACUCUAGCCAUUGCCCAAGUACCUGCGACACUGCGUGCACUCGAAGCCAGUCGUCCAACCAAGUUUGCGACUUGCCGUGCAACACGUCGUCUUGUCUGUACGACAUGGGGGACUGUUUACUCUAG